This is a messenger RNA of Anguilla anguilla (European eel), 2524 nucleotides long. It is a transcript of the gene lsp1a, whose product is annotated as lymphocyte specific protein 1 a. Gene Ontology annotation, molecular function: actin binding; myosin binding; calmodulin binding. The record is from RefSeq and is a predicted model, not a curated record. The coding region runs from base 192 to 1940 and encodes 582 amino acids. The transcript has 14 exons. Lineage: Eukaryota; Metazoa; Chordata; Actinopteri; Anguilliformes; Anguillidae. Gene Ontology annotation, biological process: muscle contraction.
GGAUCAUACAAAGACUCGGAUCCCUCCUGGUAACAUCACACCACUCUCUGGGAUCGUGGGGGAGAAAGGCAUCUUUAUUAUUUUUUGGGAGUGAAUCUCUCGACUUGUGACACGCACGUACUUUUGUUUCUCUCUCUCUCUCUUUUUUUUCCUGAUAAACGGGGAAGCCGAGUAACAGAAGAAGGAAAAACAUGUCCAGUGCCAUCCUGAGAAGAAACUCCAGCAAGGAGGGCUUGCAGAACCUACUGAGAAUCACCGCGCAGCGGAGCAUCGAGGAUGCCGAGGAGAUCGAGCGAGAGCGGCGCCGCCGGGCGCGUGAAGCUUUCCGCAGCACGAGCAGCCAGUCCGACUCCCCGCGGGACGGCGGGACCGCGGCCGAGGACAGCCCGGUGGAGAGCGAGCUGAAGCCCAGCUCCCAGCAGGCCCUGGAGGAGGACGAAGGCUUCAGUGACUGGACCCAGAAGCUGGAGCGGCGCAGGCAGAGGCGCCUGGAGGAGCAGGGCCCCGCCGAGGACGAGGAGGAGGAGGAAGAGCAGCGGCGGCGGCGGCGGCAGCAGCAGCAGCAGCGGGGGCCGAGCCGCGACGAGAGGACACGCCCACCACAAGCGCCCCGGCUGGCCGGCCGGGAGGAGGAGGAGGAGGAGGAGGAAGAGUGGGAGAGCCACAGGAGGAGCAGGAGGUGGAGAGAGGAAGAGGAGGAGAAGCUGAGGGAGGAUGGAAGGAUGAAGGCUGUGAAGAGAGCGGAGGAGCCAAAGAGAGAAAGAGAUGAAAUGGCCAAGGAGAAGAGGAAAGAGGUGAAGGUCUCGUACACAUCCAAAGUCUUCCUGUCACAGGAAGUGAAACAUUUCAACGGCAAUGGAGAGGCAGCUGGGGAGGAAGUGACAUCACAUCUCUUGAAAACAAUAAGACCACUGAGGAGCGCGAGCCAGGGCGGGGCCCAGGACCCGGAGGAGGAUGCGGAGGUGUUCCUGGAGACGGAGCAGAAGCUGGAGAAGUUCCGGCGGAGUCACCAGGAGAAGGAGAGCCAGGAGCUGGAGCUCCUGCGGCAGAAGCAGGCGGAGUCCGAGGCCGAGCUGGAGGAGCUGAAGAAGAGGAGGGAGGAGCGCCGCAAGAUACGCGAGGAAGAGGAGCGCCGGAGAGAGGAAGAGGAGUACCAGAGACAGCUGAAGGAGGAGAAGGAGAGGAGGCACAUGAAGGAGGAGAUAGAGAGGAGGAGGAUGGAGGCGACAGAAAGGAGGAUGAAGAACCUCAGCACCUCCAGCAUAGAGGGGGAUGAGCCAUUCAGCCCAAUCAGCCCCAAGAGCCCAUCCUUUAAGGGUGAGGGUGAAGACAGAGUGGCAGGGGAGACCGCAUAUUCGAUCACUGAGCGGACUGAGUCUCUGAACCGAUCUCUUAAGAAGAGCAACAGCGUUAAGAAGACGCAGCCUCCCCUGCUCAACACCAGCCUUGACAACAAACUGGAGCAGUACAGUCACGCCAUCGAGGAAGCCAAGCUGUCCAAGCAGGGUGUGGUGGACAUCCCCUGCCCCCCAGAGCCUGUGGCCUCCAAGAAGAGCCUGUUUGAGGCCGGAGAGGCCUGGAACCAGAACUCUCCCAAGACCACACCGUCAAAGGAUGCUGAAGGCCUGAAGGUGGGCGUGGCCGACCUGAUCACCCAAUGGGUGAAGGGCAACCCCGACGGCAGCAGCAGGAACUCCCCCUCCAAGCCAGCGGACAUCAAGGCCGGUGACGUGCUGCACAAGAAGAACAUCUGGGAGUCCAUCAGAGACAGCUCAUCCGCCGAGAGGUCCACUGCCGGGGGGAAGGGUACCCCGUCCGGCAAAAGGUACAAAUUUGUGGUGAUGGGCCACGGCAAGUACGAGAAGGUUCCGUUGGAGGACGGCGAAUACGAGGCGUACGCGAACGAGAAACCAGGUGGACUGAGCCAUCAAGACUCGUGAAACAUUGACGAUUCGUCAAACUACAACUUCUUUUCUUUAUUUAUGAUGUCAUUGAUUCAGUCUGUUUUUUUUUUUACUGAUGCUGUUUAUGUGUAGUGCAGCCAUAUUGCAUUCUGUCAGGCUAAAAGGUGAUACUCAGCAGUGUCAACAAGUACACUAUAUUCCAAAAAUAUAUAAUUAAUCUUGUGUCACAGAUGUAUUCAACAUUUCCCCACUUUAUCAUACUGCUAACAGCUGUUUUGUUUUAUGUCUUUAGUCUUUGCUAGCUACAUGCUAAGUAAACUUGUUUUAAAAAAAUAUAUUUUAUACAACUUUAGUAUAUCAUUCAUUUCUGUUUUUUAUUUUUAUUUUUUACAUGUGAAUCUAUGUUAACUGGAUAGACCUAGAUGUAUAUAUGACUAAUGAGUGUUUCACCUACAGUGCAACUUAAUUUUUUCUUGGGUGUUACUCCUUUGAAAAAGUAUAAGCAAAAUGAAUUCAUUUACAACACAUAAUGGGUUUAUGUGGGGUAGUUCAUUUUCUGUGAGUACUUUGUUCAUGCAAAUGCCAAUGUACAUCUUGUACUGUUGGUGGUCAUAUGCAAG